This is a messenger RNA of Aegilops tauschii subsp. strangulata, 1040 nucleotides long. RefSeq lists its product as uncharacterized. NCBI's taxonomy places the organism in Eukaryota, Viridiplantae, Streptophyta, Magnoliopsida, Poales, Poaceae. The record is from RefSeq and is a predicted model, not a curated record.
CCGUCUAUAGUCGGCCUCGGCCCAGCCCAUAUAACGGCUGCAUCUGACCACCCGAGCCGACCUCUCGCAGUCGUCUUCCUCCUGGAACCCCCGAAUCCUCCUCAUCCCCCCCUCCCCCUCUGUCGCUCUUAUCGUCGUCGAGAUGUACCAUCCCACGAGAGGCGGCGUCCGCGGCGGGCGAGAUCAAUUCAAAUGGGAUGAUGUGAAGGUUGACAAGCACCGGGAGAAUUACCUUGGUCAUAGUGUUAAGGCUCCUGUUGGUAGAUGGCAGAAAGGGAAGGACUUGUUGUGGUAUACAAGGGAUAAGCAAUCUGACUCAGAAGACGCUAUGAAGGAAGAAAUUAGGAGAGUGAAAGAGGAGGAGGAACAGGCCAUGCGUGAGGCACUUGGCUUAGCUCCCAAGCGUAGCAGUCGACCAAAAGGCAAUCGUUUAGAUAAGCAUGAAUAUGCUGAGCUAAUAAAGAGGGGAUCUACCGCAGAGGAUUUGGGAGCCGGCCAUGCUGAAGCAGCACAAGUGCAAGGAUUAGGUUUAUACAAGGCUCCUCACAACGAGGAAGAACCAAGCUCUCUUAGUCCUGACCCUCCUGGAACGGAGCCUGAGCAGAUUGACUUUGCACCUGCAACGAAGCAGGAAGAUUCUGAAGAUGAUAGGAAGGGGAAAAGGCGGCGCGAAGAGAGGAGAGGGGACAGAGAAAAAGAGCGGAGGCGUGAAAAGCACUAUGAGGGAAAAGAGAGGAAGCGAGACAAGUAUGAGAGUAGACACGACUCGGAGGACAGGGAGAAGCGCCACCGCAAGGAUAAGCAGAAGAGGAGGCAUGAUUCUGAUUAACGUAGCAGGCUAGCAGCGCUGCAACAGUAUUGCUACUGUACCUUUGCAUGUUUCAUGACUUGGAUGCUACUCUUGCUUGAUAAUGUAGUGUAUGAAAUUCUGCUGUCUAUACCGUGCCCCUAUUUCGCAGAAACACAUGUGCAACUACGGAUGGAAUCGCAUGACUUCGUUGUGCUUGUUGAAGAUUGAAAAGAUGGUGUUUCAUGACGAA